CGCAUGUAACGCACACCGUCUUUGUCUUCUCUCACGAGGUGGUUGUAUUUCUCUGUAUUAACUAUUAACACCUAAAAAUAAAAACUUCCAUUGAACUAUUGGAGAAAGCUUGGCUUGUCUCUCUUCUAAGCUCAAAUCCCCUUCUCUCUCUCUCUCUCUCUCUCUCUCUCUCUAUCACUAUAGAGUAUUUAUUAUAAUGUAAUAAUAAGAGUAUUCGCAGAUACUGUUCUUAUCUACAUGAGUUUCGUAUCUUCUCUGUUCAACUCGUUAUGUCAGAAGAACUAGUUGAUUAUGAAGAAAUUUCUAUAAGAAGAAACCCAAACUCACCCAUAUUAAAAAAGAGAGAAAUUUGUUGGUAGAUCUAACUAUAUAUACACUCUUCUUUUUCUUUUUGGACUUUUUUUUUUUUGUUCUGAUUGGGAGAGGAAAGAUGAACAAUCUGAGUUAUCUCGAACCAGAUUACUCUGAGUUUGUUGAAGUUGAUCCUACUGGAAGAUAUGGAAGAUAUAAUGAAGUUCUGGGUAAAGGAGCUUCAAAGACUGUUUACAGAGCAUUUGAUGAAUAUGAAGGGAUAGAAGUAGCAUGGAACCAAGUGAAGCUCUACGAUUUCUUACAGAGCCCUGAGGAUCUUGAGAGGCUUUACUGUGAGAUCCAUCUCCUCAAGACCCUAAAACACAAGAACAUCAUGAAAUUCUACACCUCUUGGGUCGACACCGCUAAUCGAAACAUCAAUUUUGUCACUGAGUUGUUCACUUCAGGCACCUUGAGACAGUAUAGACUGAGGCACAAGAGAGUGAACAUAAGAGCGGUGAAGCAUUGGUGUAGACAAAUCUUGAGAGGCUUACAUUAUCUUCACAGCCAUGACCCUCCUGUAAUCCACAGGGAUCUCAAAUGUGACAACAUUUUCGUUAAUGGGAAUCAAGGAGAGGUCAAGAUUGGAGACCUUGGCCUCGCUGCCAUUUUAAGAAAGUCCCACGCUGCUCACUGCGUCGGGACGCCUGAGUUCAUGGCUCCUGAAGUCUACGAAGAAGCGUAUAACGAACUGGUCGAUAUAUACUCGUUCGGUAUGUGCAUCUUGGAAAUGGUUACAUUUGAUUACCCCUACAGCGAGUGUACUCACCCUGCUCAGAUCUACAAGAAAGUGAUGUCGGGCAAGAAACCGGAUGCAUUGUACAAGGUGAAAGACCCCGAGGUUAAAUAUUUCAUCGAGAAAUGCUUGGCCACCGUAUCGCUUAGAGUCUCUGCGCGUGAGUUACUGGAUGACCCUUUCUUUCGAAUAGACGAUGGUGAAUUUGAUUUGAGAUCAGUUGAUAUGGAUGAUUCGGUCGGGCCACUUGUGAGGCCACCACAUCAUCUCUCUGACUACUACAAUUACCCGUCGAACAGUGGCUCCUUGAACCGUCAGUAUUCAAAUGGUUAUAGCGGCCACCACGAGUAUCAAAACGGAUGGGCGUAUAAUCCAGCUGAGACAGAGGAGACUCACGGAAUCGAGCUCUUUGAGUGUCGAAACGGAAAUGAUCAAGAAGAAGACAAGGGCUCUGGUAAUGUUGAUAUAAGCAUCAAGGGCAAGAGAAGAGACGAUGGUGGCUUAUUCUUGCGUCUUAGGAUCACCGACAAAGAAGGGCGUGUCCGAAACAUUUACUUCCCAUUUGACAUCGAGACAGACACGGCACUGAGCGUUGCAACAGAGAUGGUAGCGGAACUUGAUAUGGACGAUCACGGAGUCACCAAAAUCGCCAACAUGAUCGACGGCGAGAUAUCUUCUCUUGUGCCUGGUUGGAGACCGGGCCCUGAAUUCGAAGAAUGUCUAGCGGCCGCGGCGGCUGCAAACGCGAACAUCUGUAGCAACUGCGUGUCGAACCGCACCUCGAUGGGCUCGGUGAUGGACUUCCUGAGGACCAAUCCUGGAGCAAACGUUGCACAAUGUUGCAGAAACGGGUGCGGUGAGACUCAUGGCCGGUUUGAAGAGAUCACAAUAAGAGAAACAGAGGUUCGUCUCAGAGAGAUCUGGAGGCUGCAGCAACAGCAGGAAAGCCGAGAGCUUAGCUCGAUAGAUUCGGGGCAAAACCACUCUGAAGAAGACGAAGAAGAAGAGGAAGAAGAGCCAUACGAUGACCCCGAAAUAACCUUCUCUUGCGAGGCAAGUAACGCGAUAAACCAUCUAUCGGGUUCUGGAUCCUUCUCGUUUUUGCCGUCCAUAUACUGCGACGAGCUAGCCGAGAAAACCGAGAAUCAGGUCCAACAAGAGUUAAGAUGGAUUAAAGCCAAAUGCCAAAUUGAGGUCAGAGAGAUGCAGGAUGAGCACUUAAAAUCCCGGUGGCCGGAAUCCGGAGAAGAGGCGGACGGAUUCUCGGGUUCGGUUUCGGGCUUGGAAAGAGGAGACGAAGAUAAGGUGAAAGAGAAGAUGUUUGGGGGAAGAUUGGUACCAAAAUGUCUUAAAAGGACAACUUCGCUUCCCGUUGAUGCCACUGAUUCUUGAUUACUUUGUGUUUCUUCUUCAUGUAUACACAUAUUGUUUGCUAUUGCAAGACUUACAGGGUAACACAUAAGUAUACUUAAAAGAGAUCAACUUCAAUUCUUUUGGGGAUAUUCGAUCCCCUCUCAAAAAUUUAGUUUGUGAAAACUUGAAAAUGCAAUAACAUUUUUAAAAAUGUUUAUUUUGUU
Thlaspi arvense is the source of this 2664-nucleotide messenger RNA. Lineage: Eukaryota; Viridiplantae; Streptophyta; Magnoliopsida; Brassicales; Brassicaceae. The record is from the annotation of a GenBank genome assembly.